Messenger RNA from Habropoda laboriosa, 1355 nucleotides. RefSeq lists its product as uncharacterized. The transcript is spliced from 2 exons. NCBI's taxonomy places the organism in Eukaryota, Metazoa, Arthropoda, Insecta, Hymenoptera, Apidae. The coding region runs from base 310 to 1281 and encodes 323 amino acids. The record is from RefSeq and is a predicted model, not a curated record.
UUCUACUACUAAAAACUUGCACCUGCAGAAAAUGAAGUGUGAUCGUUGAAUUAAGCAAAGUGCCAAAAGAAAGAAAUAAUUUUUUAAGAAAUGCGGAUAAAAAUGAUGAAUUAUAUUGUAUAUUUAUCGCUGAUGACAGGAUUAAUGUUGUCACUGAAUUAAAGUAUGAAUAAUCAGAGUAUAAGUGAACAAAUAUCAGCAACAAAAUAUGAAAAUCAAUGAUAGGUAUGAAAAGACAUUUGCAUCAAUGGUUACUUAAACCAAUAUUAACAGACAAAUAAUCCUGAACAUUUGCAAGUACUAUUAGUAAUGGAAGAAAGAGAUAAGAUUUUAGAAGACAUAAAAGAAGCAUUUCUAGCUCUAACUGAGAGCUUUCUGGAACAAGGUGCAUCAUUGGCAGACCUUAAGUCUGUCAAUGUAAAAAAUAAUAGAAAAAAUAAGAGAAACCUUGUUUCACAUUAUAUGUGUUCCAAAAAGGUUUUCGUUGCCUUAUUUACACCUAUAUUUUGUAGCAUACUUUUUAAAUAUUUAUAUAUUGAUAUGAUUAAAAGCAUUCAUGGAACAAGAUGCUUAAUAUCAAAUAAUUAUUUCAUAUGGGAAUUCACAAGGCCAUUAUCAAAUUGUGAUUAUUGUCGGGAUGUUACUUCAGCAUUGAUCUUGCCAAAUUUAACAAGAGAAGAAUUUAAACAAUACGCCUACUCUUCUAGGCCUAUGGUGAUAAAGCAUGCUGCAAGUCAUUGGCCAGCUUCUAAGGUAUUUAGCUGGAAAUUCUUCAAAGAUUUAUAUGAGAAUAUUGAUGGUGCUUAUGAUUCAGUAGAUGAAUGUCAAUUCUUACAUUUCAAAAGUAAUCUCACUAAUUUACGUGAUGUUUUUGCAAUGAGUGAAGAAAGAGCUAUGCAACUUAAUGGAAAAGAUCCUUGGUAUGUUGGUUGGAAGAAUUGUGAUUUUCAGGUUUUAGAUAUCAUGAAACAGUACUACGAUCUACCUCAUUUUUUGCCAGAAGAUGCAGAGGUCCCUUAUUCCAAUUAUGUGUUUUUAGGAUAUGAAGAAGGUGCUGUUAUGCAUUUGGAUUACAUUUCACGUCUCAUGUGGCAAGGACAAAUUAUAGGCAAUAAAACAUGGACUGUUGCUCCAACUCCAGAAUGUGAUAAUGUUUGUACACGUUUUAAUUUUACUGUUUAUGCUGGAGACAUUGUCCUUUUAGAUACAAGAAUUUGGUAUCAUGGCACUUAUGUUAGAGAUGGAAACUUUAGCUUGACAGUCACCUCAGAGUAUGGAUAGACUUUUACAUGUAACAAGAUUGUAUUUAUACAAUUUUGCAAACUACAUAGAUAGCAUUCUAUGAAGUUAAGAAU